Messenger RNA from Stylophora pistillata, 2997 nucleotides. RefSeq lists its product as uncharacterized. The record is from RefSeq and is a predicted model, not a curated record. Lineage: Eukaryota; Metazoa; Cnidaria; Anthozoa; Scleractinia; Pocilloporidae.
AUGUAUUUAGUUGCAUGCAAAAGAACGAAAUUUAAGGCUUUCAUGAUUACGCGCGACUCUACCGAGGACACCUGUGGUGUCGGUUGUCAAACAGUUCCUCCAGAGAUUCGUGCUCGUGGUCCUCUAGCUUUAGAAGCCUACAACAAUGCCUUGGCAGAGGGUCAAACUUGUGUAAAGAGAGUGCCGUUGAUGUUUGUUGGACAGGAUCGGUCAGGAAAGACUAGCCUGAAGAAGUCCUUGAAAGGGAUUUGUUUCAACCCAGAUGAGGAUAGCACCGUGGGCAUCGAUGUCGAUAACUACCAUUUCAAAGUUACCACCGAAAUAUGGAUGACAGGAAAAAAGGAUCAAGACGAAAUAGUCGAUGAGAACUUAAUUUCGUUUGAGCAUAACGCAGCUCGGUGGAUUGCAGAUAAAUUGAUGGCGGAAGAAAACGUUGCUGAUGUCACAGGAACAGGUAUUACCAAGUCAGAACAUUAUGAUGACUUUGAAGAAACUGACACCUUAGAGGGAAGAUACCCCAGUGAGACAACAAGUUACACGGACCCAUCGGAAUCACCUAGAAAUCCAGCAUACGCUCAUCCUUCGCACGGUGAACCUCCUUUAACAAAUAAAGAAGAACAUGAUUUAACUCCAACAAAGUACGGGGAAGAUAUAAUCAACCGCACCUCAAGAAAGGUGCCGGAAUUUGAAGACAUUGCCAAGUUAAUUCAACAGAUCCUUCAAGAUGAUUUGGAAGACGAUAGAGAAGAUAUUCACUCAAUUAUGUGGGACUUUGCUGGACAGUCUGUUUACUACGUGACACACCCAAUCUUUCUUACAAGAAGGGCAAUCUACUUUUUGGUCUAUGACUUAAGCAGAAAUCCAAGCGACAAAGCCAUACCUCUGGUGAGGCAAGGAGUUUAUAGAGAAAUUGAAGAUAAAAGUAAUUUAAAAACGAAUAUGGAUUACCUAGUGUUUUGGAUGAGUUCCUUGGCUUCCUUGGUGGAACCGAAUAAUCCUCCGUAUGUGAGCCCCGAAAUGGAGGUGCUUCCAAAGAAGCUUCCGGCUGUUUUCCUGGUGUGCACUCAUGCUGACAAACCAUAUUGUAACCGUAAUUCUUCUGCACUAGCCAGAGAAAUAUUUGGUUAUUUAAAAACCAAGCCAUAUGGUGCCCAGUUGUUUGACGUGUUUUGUGUUGAUAACACUAAGUCAGGCACUGAAUCUGAAUGUCAAGAAAUCAUGCGAAAUCAGUCACGCUCAUUUCGCGUAAUUGCUUUAAAAUACCAUUCGUUAUUAUUAACGACUCACUUUAUUUACCAGCAGGUGGUGACUGGUCAACGUUAUGAGAGACCUAACUUGAAAGGGAUCUCUGAUGGUUGCCAGAAGAAAUUAUGUGUGUUACCCGGAAAAGCUGUAGCAUCUAUUCAGCCACAAGGACCGAGUGUAGGCUGUGAAAGUGACAUGUUGCCAGUUCCUUUUGCACAAGGUGGGAAGCCAGGAUAUUGUCAAGUCCAGCCCCUCGUGGCUGAACACUUCGAAGGAGAAUUUAACCAACUCCAAGAUGCUGUUCAUGAGAGCAAAGGAACAGUUGUUCUUGUUUCAGGGGGGUAUGGAGAAAAAUCUCUUGUCCUACCUUGCGAUGUUUCCCAGUCUCUCCAGUCUGAGUCGGUCCCUCCAGAAGAUGUUGUUUGUAAACUGCUGGAUCUUCCAUCGCUGAAAGCUCCAGCACCAGAGGAUAGGAAAUGGAUCCGUUGCCUUAUGAGGGAUGCUAAGGAUUGUGAUAGAACUGAUGUGGUUACUUUCUUGAGAAAAAAUGCGCCAGCGGGUACAACAGGAUGUUCAUACUUUCAGUGUUGCUUCUCCUUUACAAAUGAGCAUAACUCUUCUACAUACCAUGUUACUGACUUUUCAGGAGGCGAUGAAUGGAAGAUUGUUGCUGACAAACUGGGUUUCGAAGAUGCGUACAUUCGUUGUUUUGACCAACGUUUUAAAAACCCUGUUGAUCUUAUUUUACAGCACUGUAAAUUAGAUGUGGGACAACUCUACGACGUGCUGGUCGAAUGUGAGUUUCCUGCACUCGCGGAUUUGUUGUAGGAGGAACCAGUUUUUCCUCGUGCAUUCUAUUUGUUCAAGGUUUUAAUUCACGAGCUAUGAUCAAACGGAGUGUAUGGCUACGUAAUAGGUGUUUAGUUGUGUUCGUUAAGUAUUUAUACUCUCGCGGGAUGAAUUGUUAAAACUAGAUGCAUCCAAAGAAGAUAGAAGCUCCAAGAAAUAGAAUAUUAAGUAGCUAGUGAUAUGUAUUUAGUUGCAUGCAAAAGAACGAAAUUUAAGGCUUUCAUGAUUAAGCGCGACUCUACCGAGGACCCCUGUGGUGUCGGUUGUCAAACAGGUUUUACUCUUAUCCAUCGAUCAAUAUCAUUGGUCAUGUACUACGUGUUAUUUUUCGACUUAUGUGAUAUGUGGUGGUCACAAAAUAUCAUUUGAUGGCCUGAAAACUGAUGUAAAUUAAAUGGAAAAUAUAAUCCGCCAACCAAUCCGCCAAAUGUUUGUUAAAUUUGAGAUAGUUGCUGGUUCACCAAAAAACAAAAAAGAAAAACUCCCCCAGAGCAAGAAAAAAGAAAAUUGUGAAUAACCGACUCGUGUAUAUUUUAAAGGAAGUUUUCUGCCUCUAAGAUUUGAUUUGUAAUCUUAUAUUGUCUACUUUUAUAUCUGGCAUUCCUUGUAGAUGUAGUUAAAAAAUUGCUUCAUUGCACAAGCGCCGACCAUUCCAUGAAAGGUAGCGCAAAGGUGGUGUAAGUAGCAGAUAUCAUAACCCAUCUGUAGCUUUUUGCGCAAUUUUAAAGGCUACUUUAUGUCACUUGGUGCAAAAUCAUGGGAAAGUUAUCACGCAUCAACUCCCGUUUGCGUCAAUAGUUUUCUUCGGUUAUUUCCAAUAACAGAAAAAGUCAGCGGGAAAAGGUGGCUCAAGAAUUUUAUCAAGAAAUAUUUGAUAUUUUACAUGGAGAUAAACAAUCUCUU